GUUUGCUGUAUGCUGCUAAAAGAGCUGAAGCUAGACAAAAGAUAUAGACUAGAAUGUUAAAGAUAUAAAUAAUCCAUUGCUUGUAUCAAUUGACCUUGGCCCAUAGCGUACUUAGAUUGUCAUAUUGUGUCUUCUCGGCCCGCGCCAACUGUAUCCCCGUUAGACCCUGGCAUCAUGGCCUCUAAAAAUUCAUCACCACCAAACUCCAUCUCCCAAACCCACAUCACCACCUCCCCUCCUCCUCACAAGCAUGUCCCCGGCACCAUGGAUAUGCCGAAGCUGCACCCGAGCAUUAACACGCUCUCACAUGCGCCAAUUCGUGCGCUUCGCCUCCAAUGAUGCCUCACCACUCCUCGCACCCGCCCUCCUCCAACGCGCCCAGUCCCUAACCACCGAACACGAUGGCCUCCAGAAAACCCUUAACUCGUCCUUCGACUCCUCCACAGCCAAGCGUGUCGGCGAACUCUCCCGCGUCGCCGAAGCCCUCAAAGAGUGGGAAACUUCCCAGUCGUCAGUCGCCGAGCGGACGUCCAUGCUCGACGACCCUGAUCAAGAUGCCGACCUCGCCGCUAUCGCCCGCGAUGAACUCAGCUCCGAGACGGGCAAACUUGAGUCCCUCGCCCGCAAGCUCUCCGCCAGCUUGACGCCCCGCCAUCCCUUCGCCGACUUUCCCUGCAUGAUCGAGUUCCGCCCGGGCCCUGGUGGUCUUGAGGGCCGAUACUUCAUGGACACACUUUUCAAGAUGUACAAGACUCCGACUCGCUUGUGCGUCCGACUCGCUUGUGGAGUACGUUAUUAUAGAUAUUAACUUCCGCCCGGGCUACAGGUUCAUCCACUUGUUCUGAGCAUGGAGAAAAAGACAGCAGAUCAGGUUCCUGAUGCAGCUAAUUUCCAUAUCGGUGUCCGGCAUGCUAUCCAUUGGGUAUUUCUUUUCUGAAUUCUGUGUUCAGAGAGGUGC
This is a messenger RNA of Ilyonectria robusta, 958 nucleotides long. RefSeq lists its product as uncharacterized. The record is from RefSeq and is a predicted model, not a curated record. The coding region runs from base 251 to 808 and encodes 185 amino acids. The transcript is spliced from 2 exons. Lineage: Eukaryota; Fungi; Ascomycota; Sordariomycetes; Hypocreales; Nectriaceae. Gene Ontology annotation, biological process: translational termination.